This is a messenger RNA of Pleurotus ostreatus (oyster mushroom), 1872 nucleotides long. RefSeq lists its product as uncharacterized. Gene Ontology annotation, cellular component: cortical actin cytoskeleton; cell junction; cell projection. Gene Ontology annotation, biological process: actin cytoskeleton organization; actin filament bundle assembly. NCBI's taxonomy places the organism in Eukaryota, Fungi, Basidiomycota, Agaricomycetes, Agaricales, Pleurotaceae. The transcript has 17 exons. Bases 1 to 1872 code for a protein of 623 amino acids. Gene Ontology annotation, molecular function: actin lateral binding; calcium ion binding. The record is from RefSeq and is a predicted model, not a curated record.
AUGGACACCUUAGAGACGCGUUCACGCGAUGUACAGCAGCGGACGUUCUGCAAAUGGCUCAACACUAAACUUGAAGCCAAUGGGUACCCACCAAUGACUUCCCUGGUCAAAGAUCUGUCGGACGGUGUACGACUCAUACAGUUGAUGCCAAGACGCGCACUGACUCAAAUAGGGGAUGUUUCUCUCGGGCGGUACAACAGGAACCCGCGGAUGCGUGUACAGAAAGCUGAGAAUGUGAACAAAGCCUUGGAAUUCAUUACUUCGAGAGGCGUCAAGUUGACAAACAUUGAUAUUAUCGAUGGCAACCUGAAGUUGAUAUUAGGCAUGAUAUGGACCUUGAUUCUUCGAUUUACUAUCGCCGACAUUAGCGAGGAGGGACUGUCCGCGAAAGAAGGACUAUUGCUGUGGUGUCAGCGGAAGACUGAACCGUACAAGGAAGUUGAUGUACAAGAUUUCUCCCUAAGUUGGUCGGACGGUCUUGCCUUAUGCGCCCUCAUCCAUCGCCACCGGCCAGAUCUCCUUGACUACGACAAGCUAGACAAGUCAGAUAGGUAUGCGAAUACUCGGUUAGCAUUCCAGGUCGCCGCCGAACAUUUAGGCAUUCCGCAACUUCUCGAAGUGGAGGACCUAUGUGAUUCCAGUCAUCCCGACGAACGUAGCGUCAUGACUUACAUCGCAUCCUUCUUCCAUGCAUUCUCAACGAUAGACCAAGCCGAAACCGUCUCGCGACGAGUGGAGAAAUUUGCUGAAUUGAUGCAAUCCGUUUGGGUGUCUCGUAAUGACUAUGAACGCCGGGCAUCAGAAUUUCUUCAUGCUUUAGAAGACAUCCAGAACCAGUGGUCAGCCAGUCAGUUUGACGGCACCUACGUAGAUGCAAAAGAACACUCGAGUUCUUUUGCCGUCUAUAAGCAAACCGUGAAGCGAGGUUGGGUGAUCGAAAAACAGGAUCUUGCGACGCUUUUCGGCAAUGUUCAGACAAAGCUCCGGACAUACAGGUUGAAGGAAUAUAUACCGCCUCCGAACCUAUCUCUCUCUGAUAUUGACAAGGCGUGGAGUACGUUGUUGGCAUCAGAAGCGGGCAGGUCCCGCGCAAUAAACGCUCAGAUUCGACAGAUUAAAGAAACGCUUCGCAAGCAAUUCGCAGAUCUGGCAAACAAUUUCGAAAGUAGACUGCAUGAUAUUUCCGUUGAUCUCGCCCAGAUCGAGGGACCGCUGGAGGCCCAACAGCAAGAUGUCCAGAAAAUCCAAGAGCGUCUCGGCGAGUUAUCGCAAACCCUCGACGUUGUAGCGAAGGCCGAAGAAGAGUGCAACGCAGCGAAUGUCGAAGAGAACGAUUAUACAGUACUCACCCAUCAGGACCUAGUUUUUGAGGUUGAACUUGUCGUACAGUCUAUAGCUAAGAAGAUGGCGUUCAUUGAUAAUCAGAUCGUUUCCCGGAACAUGACAAACCUGACGCCUGCCCAACUAGAACAAUUCGAAAGCACGUUUCGGUACUUCGAUAGGGACGAAUCCAACACGCUCAGCCAACCUGAAAUGGGUGCAGCUCUUGCCAGCCUGAGCAUCGUGUAUUCUGAGGAAGAUAUGGAUUAUAUAUACGACCGACUAGUGGAAGAAUAUGGCGCUGUGACAUAUGAAGCCUUCAUCAAUUUUCUGGUUGACAUCACAGAAGAUCAAACCUCAUUGGAACAACUUCGUGAAUCAUUCCGUGGGAUCGCGUCCGAUAAGCCGUUUGUUACUGAGCUUGAUCUACGGCUGGCACAGCUACCCCCUGGAGCCAUUGACUACUUGCGCGAGGUCAUGCCAAAUACGACAACUGAAGGAGGCGAGCCCGAGUACGAUUAUGACCGUUGGCUGUACGAUGUGUUUGCAUAG